This is a messenger RNA of Dentiscutata erythropus, 441 nucleotides long. The record is from the annotation of a GenBank genome assembly. Lineage: Eukaryota; Fungi; Glomeromycota; Glomeromycetes; Diversisporales; Gigasporaceae.
AUGAAUAUAGAUUCGUCCCAUGAUGAAAUACUACAUACAACUAUCAAUGAUUUAAUUGAAAAAUGGAAACUUGGCUCAACAUUACUCGUAGAUACAAAAAAAUGUGAAACUAUUAUAGAGAUUUCAAAUAAAAAAAAGAAUAUUUGUUUUUCAAAAGCAGUAGCUGCAGAUGGAUUAGGAGCUGGAGUUUCUCAGCAUGCUGUGCAAAGUUUUUUGGCGACUAUUGGCAUUACAUCACAAUGUUCUAAAACAAUUUAUCAUAAUCAUCAACAUCAUCUAUUUUCAAAAAUUAUUGAAUUAGCAAAAUCAUCAACAAAUGAUGCAAUUAUCAAAUGUAUUAAACACGUAGAACAAUCACUUACCGAACAAGUUAAUAAUCCAACUAAAUUGGAGUUAUAUGAAAAUAAAAAAAUUCUUCCAAUAAGUUUUGAUGUAUCAUAG